CCUUAUUUCUCAGCUACUCAAUCACUUCGAGGAUGUUCUUCGUAAUUCUCAAGUCGCUUCGAGGACGUUGCCACUUCGCAAGCGAAGGCAAAGAGGAGUCCUCUUGGCACCGUGGGCUUCGUCUACUUCCCAUUCUCGCUCUCAGUGAGGAGGGAAAACGAGGAGGAGCGUGCUUGCCUUUGGGAUAGUCGGCGUGAGUCCUCUUCUGCCUCUCCCUCUCUCUCUCUGCGAUCUGCCCCUUUUUUUGGUACAUGAAAUGAGGUUUUGUCGAGUGGAAAGUAGUAAAACUAGCUGAUAUUUUCUAUAUUGGGAAAUUUGAAGGAAGAAAGAGAAGAGAGCUUGUGAUAGAGGGUUCAUCCCCUUCUACUGUUACUUUUUGUUGAUGAACCUUCGCCGAUGCAGCUUCCAUCGGAAGGACAAGGAAGAUCGGUGUUGAAAGACACAAACGACAAAACCAAUUUUGAUUCUUCAUGCUGAUUUAUAUGAUGUAAACAAGGGGAGAAAGCUUCAGCAGCUAACAUCAACAACAAUUAGACUCCCCUCCGUGGAAGCUUGCCUCUGUGGUGCUUCCCAUCAUUCCUCAGAAGAAACCCCAAGGGUUUUAGUGAUCAUCUGUGUGGACUGCGGAGCUGGAAUAUGGCAACCUCCCCUGGGCCAAAGGGGGCCCACUGCCACAAUGUUGUUAGACAAAGACUUGAUUUUGCUUCUGAAAACCAAUCUGUAGAUGAACAUCCAAAGGAGGCAUUCAUGGAAUCAAAAUCUGUCAUAAAGGAGAAAUAUAACACAGCUUCCAACUCCAGAGCUAAGAUAACAGUUCAACUUGGUGAAGGAUUGGAGGUUGAAGGUGAAGAAUCAGAAGCAGAUAUUGCUUUUGAUCUGAAUCGUUCCAACAACCAAGUACCAGAUAUGUACAUAAGGCUGCCAAAAUAUCCAACUCCUAUUCAUCAUUCUAGAAGAGAAUUAUUGAAGAAAAAUUGGAAGCAUCUGGCUAGAAUGGCUGGCAAGGCAAAUAGUACAGAUAAAACCCACAUUGUUGAGAUAUCAAAACAGAAUAGCAUUCAGAGUCAUGUAAAGUUAGAUGGUGAUACAACUUUAGUGCGAGGGGAAAUGGAGAAUGAACAAGCUAAAAGUUGUUAUAAUCAUGUUGACAAUGCCCGAAGAGGUUGCAGAUAUCCAAUUUCAGGUGAUAAAGGCUCUAUGCAGACACACGCCAGCAAUAUUCCACAAUUUCCACUGGAAUGUAAAAGGAGGAGAACCAUGCUAAUGCACAAUGUGGAAUUUGGUCAAAUGACACGAGUCUCCAAAUCAUGUAGCUUUGUAGAUGAACAAAAGCUGGUACCGUUGGGUGAUUUACAAACCUCAGAUUUCAUGUUGACCUUUGGUCCCAUCAAAUGGGUGACAAAGAAGAGAUCAAAGGUGCCUAUUCGAGUCCCUAAGCCGGUUCUCGCUGAGAUAGUUGCAGGCUACAAAGAUCUUUUGCAAAACCUUAAAAGCAGACACCAGGCAUGCAUCAAAGCCUUGUUCGCAGAUACUCGUGUGAGAAUGAAAACAGGAAAACGAACAAUAAGGAAACAUGUUCAUCACCAGCAGUGAAUGUUUUCAUCUCAUGGAUUACAUGCUUGCACUAAAACGAUAAAUGAUGCACCACAAUUGUAGACGAGUGGUAGAAUUUUCUAUGGAUUGUUAUCUUAUACAAUUUUAAGCUUGACAGGUUGUGGUUACAUGGAUAGUACAUGUCAAGCCAAUUGCAAUGCAUCUUUAGAGUCAAUGGGAGAGUUAACGUUGGAGUGAAUAGGAGAAUAAAAGGAAGGUUUUGGUGGCAUUUCCUUGUCACUGUUUCUUCCUUCCAACAUUUCAAUCACCUUGGUCAUGGAAGGUCUGUUUGCCGGCAGAGUUUGGAUGCACCACAAGCCGACCACUAUCAUCUACCUUGCAAUUUCUUCUGUUUCAACUAUUAUAUUGUAUGCUUGAAGAUCUCUAUCUUGAUCAAGAUGCUCGUAAACCCAGUGUGGAAAAUAAACAUCACUAGUUCUGUCUGCACAUGCCUUCACAUUCUUUUUUCCACCAGCCGUUUCCAAGAUCAUCAUCCCAUAGCUAUAGACAUCAGAUUUUGUGGAAACUGCUCCAAAAUAUCUUGAAAUUACUUCAGGUGCAAUGAAUCCUAUUGUUCCUCUUGCAUCGGCCAUGGAAAGUAUACUUCUUUUUUUUUUUUUUGAGGGCACAACUUUGCUAAUCCAAAAUCUGAAUUUUUGGGGCAAAGCUCCUCGUCUAGUAAAAUGUUGCGUGGCUUUAUAUCAAAAUGUACAAUGCACAUGCUGCAUCCAUAAUGAAGGUACUCUAAUCCUAGGGUAAUACUAAUUGCUAUUUGGUAUAGUUUGUCCCAA
Molecule: messenger RNA, 2384 nt
Organism: Zingiber officinale
Lineage: Eukaryota; Viridiplantae; Streptophyta; Magnoliopsida; Zingiberales; Zingiberaceae
Exons: 2
Coding region: 637-1593 (318 amino acids)
Source: RefSeq, a predicted model, not a curated record